Molecule: messenger RNA, 3411 nt
Organism: Paramuricea clavata
Lineage: Eukaryota; Metazoa; Cnidaria; Anthozoa; Malacalcyonacea; Plexauridae
Source: the annotation of a GenBank genome assembly
AUGAUUAAUGAAGAUAACCAAAGGAAAGGAGAAUGCAAGAGUGAUGAAGAAAUCGUACCAGAAUCAGGUAAAUGCACUUCAAUGAGUUGUUUUUUUUGCAACAACAUUAACCACAAUAGCAUAUUCGUAAAGUAUGUACAUGCAUUCUUAGACAUUAUUAAAGUGCAUGUAAUUAGAGUGUAAAUUAUAUACAUAUUUUAGACAUCAUGAAAUUUAAACAUGUAUGACAUACAGAUACCACCUUUCGAACACAGACCUUGUCAUACACCCUUUUCAUAAAUGGCUGCCGAUCAAAAAUUCUUUUAUGUACAUAUAAAUUGGCCCAACUGGCCUCGUUUCUGAGUAGAAAUUCCUUUGAAAUCUUAACAUGAGUACGAGGCUAGUUGGGCCAAUUUAUAUGCACAUAAAAGAAUUUUUAAUCGGCAGCCAUUUAUGAAAAGGGUGUAUAGGGUUACAGAAAUGAAGGAAAUGCUGCAAUCCAUAAAGAAAUUCAACAUAUUCUGGCGUAUUAAUAUAGUUUAUACAAAAAGUAUUUGCUUCUAGAGCACUGAAGCAUAGGAAUUAAUCACAAGGCAACAUGUAGUUCAAAACCACUACACAACAACUUGCCCAUAUUUGAUUGUAUCUUAGCUAUCUAUUCCUUUGCAUUUUAAAGUCUGUUUCGAAAAGAUACGCAAUUCAGUAUGGUCAAUUGCAAAAGACACUGAAGAAUAAAUAUACAGUUGAACUAGUAGAGUAGGAAUAUAUUUAAAGUUAGGGGGCUGACUAGUAAAAUAUUGAAAAAACGUGGCUCGAAAAUACCUUUCCUUGCACUGGCACCAAAUUAAGAAAUUUGGAGAAAAAUUUAUAAUUUAUUUUGGCGGUUUGGAUGACUUGGCGAGGGUAUAAUUGCCUGCAUGCAAAUUGGUAUAAUUGAAAUACCUGACGAUGCAAUAUAUAUGUAUCGGAAUAUACGGAUGUGGUUUGGUUCAGAAAAUGCGAAAGAGUGCUCGAUAUCAUAUAUAGAUAGAGCAAAAAUAGUCGUUUUACCUCCACAACAGCCUGUUUCAUCCAAGAGGAAUCAUCAGGUGACUGACAAAUUUCGAAAAGUGAGCUGCUUAAAUGGGGGGAGGGGGGAACGGGGUGAAUAGGUUUUCGGAUCGUCGGAUUUCACAGAAAAAAUCGUUCGGAUUUCGGAUCUGGCGAAUAUUUUACACGGAUUUGCGGAUCUUAUUAAUACAGCGGAUUGCGGAUUUAUCUAAUAUUUUGCCUUGGAUUGUGGAUUUAGCUUGCAAUUUAGUUCGGAUCCUGGAUUGUGACUUCGUAGUAGAUCUUUUAACGGAUUCGAAUUUAGACAAGACCAUUGUCGGAUCGCGGAUUUUGCUUCGAACUUCACCACCUCCUUAAAAGUUUAUGGUCGGAAAGUGGGCGUCAAACAAUACAUGCAUUCCUCCCAUUGUUAUCAUUGUUUACUAGAAAUUUCUUUUUGUGAUUACAUGCAUGCCGACACUAUUUCCAAUUUAUAAUAAUUUUAAUUUAUUGUUAAGUUAAUUUAUUGUUAAGUUAAUUUAUUAUUAAGUUGCAUAAGAACUUACUGAAAAGAUUUUCUGCGUUAGAGAAGAGCUGCGCCAUCGCUGCAUGACUUGAGUUGACGGCAUCGACAUGUUCACUCUAUUAAUAUUUCAGGUAAAAUAUAAAGAGAUGCUCACUUGCUUAUGAUCGUUCAAGGUUUUAAAUUUUAGUAAUUCUUUUACUUUAAUAGUUAUUAAUACGAUCAGUUUCGCCAAUAUUUUUCCAUUGUCCUUUAAGGACAACCAUGCUGUCUCCGUUGCACAUAUAGAUAUAUAAAUAUUAUUCUUUCACUUUUGACUUUAUACGUUCGCUAGUAAUACAAACGGCAUCCACAAAUUUAACAAUUUUAAAAAGGAUGCUUUUGCUAUGUAACUUUGCUAUAUGUGAGAAUAAUCUACAUCGUGUUUCGUUCGCUACUCUGGUUUAAAUAAAUGAUUACAAAGCCCAGUCGAAUUGUAAUCAAGACCCAACGUUUCGACACUCCAGUCUAGUGUCUUCAUCAGGGGUGAUCUAAAAUUGCAAUCGUGAAUUCUUAAAUACCCAAGGGAUGAUGUCACCUGCCAAUGGGAUGCAUAUAUUCCUCUGGCAAACAGGCACCGUCAUCCCUAUUCAAAGCAUGAUAACUUAUAUUUAUAUGCUACGCUUCUAGGCAAAGUCUUUGACCAUAGCAAUUGUUUGGGGUAAUUACUUUAGAGUUUUCCCACGCAAUCUCGUGUUUGGUGUAACAUACAUGUUCCGCUAAAGAUGAUUUUCCCUGGUCUAAAGUUGAAACAGCCUUUUGAUGUUCUUUUAGCCGUGUACCAAACUCGCGUUUAGACUGUCCCAAAUACUCUUUCUCGCAGUCACCGCAUGGUAUAGAAUAUACAGCAUGAGUUUUUGCUGUUUUAAGAGAGUUGUUUUAAUUUUGACUUUGCGAAAGUAUGGCCUAAGUCAAAUAGGGUUUUAAGGCAACCUUAAUAUUACAAUUACUUGAGAUUCUCUUGAUUGGUUCUGUGACGCCUUAAAGGUAUGGAACUAUUGCAUAACCCUUAACAGAGGUAUCACCCUCGGAGUUAUUUUGGUUCUUACAGACAGGUGAUCUCAGGCAAUCAUUAAGAAAACGCUUUGGGUAAUUGUUUUCCCCUAAAAAUAAUGUACAUGUUUAUAGGCUGCUUAUUUUUAAUAUUUUACACAAGGCUGCCAAACAGUCUGACUUGAAGAGAGCUUUCACAAAAUAUAAAACCGGUUUUGCAAGUUCUCAGCCAUGGAAAUGAGAUUUAUAUCGCGUGCCACCAGAGGGUCUCUUCGCCUCGCGUACAAUAAAUACGAGCGGGAAUAAGGCGAAAGACACGAGAACCUCUGGGAACCAGGGUAGGCUUAACCUCCUUCUGAAAAAAUGUCACUUAUACACCAGUGGGAAUAUAAUGUAUAUGUCAUUUUUGAGUUUUAAUUUUUCCAGUGCCGGAUAAAGGAUUUUGGCUUCAAAAUCAGAACCUCAGUAAGUGCUUGAAACUAGUCGAAAAUGAUAAGAUCAUUGGGACAAGUUGUACAUCGCCUACUCCUCCUGAUAUGCUUUGGAUAUGGACAAAUAGAACAGAAAGACUUCUCAUGAAUGUUAAAACACUCGAAUGUAUGGAAAGACAGAGUUUUGACAAUGGUAAGGUCUCAUUGGAGCCAUGUACGGUGACGAUAAGGUGGCAGAGAAUGACGUGCACCAAAGAGCAAUAUGGAAUUAAGAUUCGCUGGAAGGAAGUGCGCGAUCCAUUUCUGCAUCUGGACAACAAUUUUGACGUAAUUAGCAAAGAGAAUGGCAACCAGCUAUGGAAAAGUAAUGAAAGAAAUCUUUGUGAUGCCAAUAUAACUUACGCAGGUACAGAAUGA